Molecule: messenger RNA, 2315 nt
Organism: Linepithema humile (Argentine ant)
Lineage: Eukaryota; Metazoa; Arthropoda; Insecta; Hymenoptera; Formicidae
Gene: Patsas
Product: palmitoyltransferase Patsas
Biological process (GO): protein palmitoylation
Cellular component (GO): Golgi membrane
Molecular function (GO): protein binding; palmitoyltransferase activity
Source: RefSeq, a predicted model, not a curated record
GGCUUUGCUCUUCACGUUCCAGUUAUACUCUCUCGCCAUUUUGUACUCGUACUCGUCAUCGUCAGCGUAAUCUAUACCAGCAGUGAAAUCCCGUCGGCGUUUCUCCAACGUUUCCUCCAACGGCAAAAAGAAUCGCAACGCAGGGGUUUCCGGUCUGGAGGGAAAGUUGUGCCGCCAGGUGAGACUCGGAAGACAUGGUUGGACCCAAUGUCUCUUUGUGACUAACCGUUCCGGAGGGUGGAACGAUCGCCACGCAGGGCGCAUCCUUCAGAACGCCUUCCGAACACGAGCGUACAAAUACAGAACUCGCGACGCUGUGCAAGGUGUAUCCCGUGAGCCCUGUGGCAGGGCCCGGUGCGGCGCGAUCCGUAUGGGAACUAAGCCCGGAUCCCGACAUGGUCGGGCAUCUACCGAACAAUCCGAUAUCCGGCCACCAGAAUCAUGGCUCGGGCAAGGACACGCGACAGAGGAAUCGCCCCGAUGACAACAUCUACGCCGACGAAGCCACCACCGGUCAGAGCCCCACCGAUGAGACCAAGCAAAUCUUUGAGCUGCUCAGAGCCGGUGAAAUUGAGGCGGUCGAGGAAUUGGUUGAGAAGAACGGGUUGAAUCUGCUCAGUGCGAGGGAUGAAUGGGGAUACACGCCUGCCCAUUGGGCUGCCUUGGAUGGCAAUAUUGAAGUGAUGAGAUAUUUGAUAGAGCGAAACGGACCCGUAGAUCUACCAUGCCUCGGCACGCAGGGACCCAGGCCGAUACAUUGGGCCUGUCGGAAAGGCCACAGCGCGAUAGUGCAAUUAUUAUUAAAGGCCGGCGUCGCGGUGAACGCGGCCGAUUUCAAAGGUCUGACGCCUCUGAUGACCGCUUGCAUGUUCGGCAAAUUCGCGACGGCCGCCUUCCUGCUAGGCUCCGGCGCGCAGGGGCACUUGACAGACAUAAACGGCGACACCGCGUUGCACUGGGCUGCGUACAAAGGUCACGCCGAGCUGAUCAAGCUGCUGAUGUACAGCGGAGUGGACCUGCAGAAGCCGGACUACUUCGGCUCGACGCCGCUUCAUCUGGCUUGCUUGUCCGGCAACAUGAGCUGCGUACGGAUUCUCUGCGAGAAGAGCAAGAUCGAGCUCGAGCCGCGCGACAAGAACGGCAAGACGCCGCUGCAACUGGCCAAGAGUCAUCGCCAUUCCGAGAUCGUGCGCAUCCUGCAGGCGGAGCAGAAGCGUCGAGCCAGAUGGAUUCCACCUAUCAACGAACUAUGGGCGCUGCUAUUUGGCGGAGCGGGCAACAGCAAAGGACCGUUGCUACUGUUCAUGAUAUCCGUCCUGUUGUGGGGCUACCCGAUGUACCUGUUGAAGUGCAUUCCGCUAACGUGGAACCUUCUACGUGGCAGCCACUACUGUUUCAUUUACUGGAAUAUCCUCAUGUGGAUCUCGUGGAUCGUGGCUAACAGAAGAGACCCCGGUUACGUGCCGCAAAACAGCGACACUUACUACAGGGCGAUAAAACAGAUCCCGUAUUUCGACAAGUGGAAGAAGCGGAACGUCUUACUAUCGCGACUGUGUCACAGCUGUAGAUGCUUCAGGCCUCUGCGAGCGAAACACUGCAGAAUCUGCAACAGAUGCGUUACGUAUUUCGAUCAUCACUGUCCGUUUAUAUACAACUGCGUUGGCCUGAGGAACAGAAUGUGGUUCUUCCUGUUCGUCAUGUGCGUGGCGAUAAAUUGCUCCUUCACCCUAUAUUUCGCAUGUUACUGCAUCGCGAUUGAGGGCAUUCAACUGCUGUAUGUUCUCGGUGUAAUAGAAGCCCUCGUCUUCUGCGGACUCGGCUGGAUAUUAACCUGUACCUCGGUUCUACACGCCUGUAUGAAUCUAACUACCAACGAAAUGUUCAAUUAUAAGAGAUACUCGUACUUAAGAGACAAGAGGGGCAAGUAUUUGAAUCCCUUCAGUCGGGGACCCGUGCUUAAUUUCAUCGAAUUUUUCCUCUGCCCGCCGGAUCAUCAAACGAACGACCUUCAGCAUUACCAUAUUCUUUCGGAGGACGUCAUAUAACGCUGACGACGUAAAAGCCACCGAGUGAUUUAUUUCACGCACUCUCUCGCACGGAGAAGCGUCAGGCGCGAGAUUGCCACUUGUACGAUAAUACAUUAUUUUUUCAAGUUACAUGUACAUUUGCACAUAAAAUAUAUUAUUGCCACUUCUAAAAAAUGAUCAUAUUUCAUAGUUAUAUUAUGCAACAUUCUGUUGCCAGGGCACAAACUUGCAGACACGUAGUAAAGAAUUUUAUAAGUUAAAGUUUCAAUAAAUAUCUUGUAAAACUGA